AUGGCUGCGACGCCCUUCCAGUCUCCAGCCUGUAAGACAUGCAAAAAGCGCAGGAUUAAGUGUGAUUUGCAAAAGCCUAAAUGCCAUCGUUGCGUUAAACGAGGGCUUGAAUGCCCCGGCUAUAAUCGGAUUGAACCCUUCGUGGUGUUUACCCCCAACAGACCAUACAAGGCCAAGGCUCUUGCAAAACACCGAGACUCGGAUACUCCAACGCUACCCGAUGCAAUCGCUUCAGGGCCAAUGUUCCGCAUUCAACUAUAUUCGUCCUUUCUAGUUGUCUAUUUUCCGACCAGUGUUGAUGAUGCAUGGCACUCUGUCGUUACGAGCUGGCCAACGCAACCGGUAAGCACCGAUCUCUUCCAGAAAAGCCUCACAGCAUGGGCUUGUAUCUCCCUUGGGACAAGCAAAUGCGAUCAAGGUCUGCUUCUGUAUGGGAUCCGGCUAUACAAUCAAGCCAUACCGAUCAUGUCGAAUAUGAUGCGUCGAGACCCCUACCACGAUGAUAUAAUCUAUUCGCUCAUAAUUUGGACGGAGCUGGAGUCGCACUACUUUUCUGAUGGUUUGGAUGCGUGGGUGGCCCAUUGGAGGGCAUUCAAAACACUACUCAAAUACCAACACCAACGACCGUAUCCCACGAAUGAAACCAUGAGGUACAUAUUCAAUCCUUUUCAAAAGGUCAUUACGAUUCUCGCUAUUAUGACCGAUGGGAUAUCCCCUGAACAGCACAAUGAGAUCGUGUGUUCCAGCGAAACCUCCUCACCCCUCGACGAUCUCCUCCGGUUUUCUGCUUCCUCCGCGAUGCUAUUCAAUGUUCUUCGCACAAAUCCCUCGGCUCAUAGUUCAUGUUCAUUACUCUUGGAAAGCUGCAUUGCACAGCGGGAGAGUAUGAGGACAUGGUACAUAUGGAGGCAGGCUGAUAUCGGUGAGGUCUUUCCUUGCAACGCGGAUGACCAGACCUCAAACCGUGAUCUCCCUCCUACUGAUGAUCUAUUCGGCCCCGCGUCUCAAUUUUUAUCUCUCGAUAGCGCCAGGAUACAUAUAAUGUUUUUCAACGCGAUGCGACUUGUUCAUAUUCUAAUGCCCCAGGCAAUUACUCUGGUCUCAUCACAUGCGCCUGAAUAUAUACCCGAUGAGGACAAUUUUGUCCUCGAGGGCUUCUAUGCCGACCAGAUUGCUCGAUCAAUUGCGUUCUGUUUGGGGGUUAAAAACCGAGCCUGCCUUGCUCAUCUUUCAAUUCUGCUUCUUGGUCAGAUCUCGCAGACCUAUAUCAAGAUGCAAAGUUCUGAACGAAUUGCAUGGUGUCAAGAUGUGCUAACCAUUAUUUCUCAUCUUGGUUUCAGCAGUGCAAGUCACCGAAAGACAAUUAUGCUUGAAGAAUGGAAUAGGGCGAAAAUGAGCCGAGCGUCACCACGGGCUGAUCGCAAUGAGGGCUUCGGGAUAGACUCACUUCAGUCAACUCAGGGCCGUGUUGUAUCUCUUGUCCCUCACAGUGAUGAGAAGAAGCCUGUUGACCCAAGCGUGAGUGAAGCCAACAGCGACCCUUUGAAGGGCCAGUAUCCGCCUCCCACCGAUGAGGAAAGUCGAACUCUUCGAAAGGUCGCCGCGACAAUCCCACUCGCCUCCUUGUCUCUGUGCCUUGUUGAAUUUGCCGAGCGUACUUCCUACUAUGGCGCAAGGACCGUUUUCGCGAACUUCAUCGAAUUCCCCCUCCCCAAACGAGGAAAUGGAGCUGGUGCACCUCCACGAGGUACACAGAAGACCGCGGGUGCACUGGGUAUGGGCCUUCAAGCCAGCAGUGCUCUAUCUCUCCUCUUCAGUUUCCUGGCCUACGUUAUCCCCAUUUUAGGAGGCUGGUGGGCCGAUGUUCGCAUUGGACGGUAUAAAGCCAUUAUGGUGGGUGUUUUUCUCUGCGGUCUGGCGCAUAUAGUUCAGUUGGUGGGCGCCAUUCCCUCCGUGCUGCAAAAGGGAGCAUCGCACGCGGCACCGCCCUUCAUCAUCGGUCUACUCUUGCUCGCCUUUGGCUCUGGAAUCUUCAAACCGAACAUCGCCCCAACUGUCCUGGAUCAAAAUCGCCACCGGCUUCCAUACACGAAACAGCUCGAAUCGGGCGAGAAGGUGAUUGCUGACCCAGAACUCACGGGCACAAGAACAAUGCUCAUCUUCUACGGGUUUAUCAACGUUGCGAUCAUCUACUUCAUGCUGCCAUUGCUGCUCCUGGGCAUGUAUACCCGAACGUACAAGCAGCCGCCUAGUGGUGCAGCGGAUUUCAUCCAGGCAAUUUCGAUUAUCAAAACAGUCCUCGUCCAAAGUCGGUUCCGGAUCUGGCGCAAAGACUUUUGGGAUUUCGCUCGAUCGCACCAUCUUGAGAGUAAAGGUGUUUCAAUUAAGUGGACAGAUGAUGCGGUCAGCAAUGUUUCCCGAACAAUGACUGCGUGCGACAUCUUCUGGUUUUUCCCUAUCUACUACCUUUGCGGCGGCAUCGGCUCGGUGCAGGCGAACCAAGGUGCCGCGAUGAUCACCAACGGUGUACCCAACGAUGUGCUGGACAACUUCAACGCGUUGACUCUGAUGGUCGCGGUCCCCACUCUGACCUUCGGCAUCUAUCCCUUUAUGAACAGACGCAAAAUUCAGUUCGGUCCUGUCAGUCGAAUGACCUUUGGGUUCAUUCUAUCAACUCUCGGUGGUAUAUGUGGCACUAUAGUGCAGCGGCAGGUCUACAAGCAGUCUCCUUCUCCCCACCACCAUUCUUGGUGCGUUGAGCGAAUGCUUUGCAAUGUGACCGCCUAUGAGGUUGCCUAUUCCCGGUCCCCCAAAAGCAUAAGAAGCACCGUGACGGCCUCUUUUCUCUUCAUGUCCGCUCUCUCCAGUGCUCUUGGAGAAAUCCUUAUCCCAGUGACAAAGGAUCCCUGGCUUAUCUGGAUCUGGGCCGCGCCAGCUAUUGCACUUUUUCUACAAACCAUAAUCUUCUGGUAUCGCUUCCGUCACAUUAACAACGAGAUCUAUGUUACAACUACUGCCGAUGUGACUGAGGAAAAGGCUAAAGAUGGAACAUCUGUCUAG
Molecule: messenger RNA, 3060 nt
Organism: Penicillium cosmopolitanum
Lineage: Eukaryota; Fungi; Ascomycota; Eurotiomycetes; Eurotiales; Aspergillaceae
Exons: 9
Coding region: 1-3060 (1019 amino acids)
Biological process (GO): transmembrane transport; regulation of DNA-templated transcription
Cellular component (GO): membrane
Molecular function (GO): zinc ion binding; DNA-binding transcription factor activity, RNA polymerase II-specific; dipeptide transmembrane transporter activity
Source: RefSeq, a predicted model, not a curated record